This is a messenger RNA of Bombyx mori (domestic silkworm), 5845 nucleotides long. RefSeq lists its product as uncharacterized. The coding region runs from base 427 to 4188 and encodes 1253 amino acids. The transcript is spliced from 12 exons. Lineage: Eukaryota; Metazoa; Arthropoda; Insecta; Lepidoptera; Bombycidae. The record is from RefSeq and is a predicted model, not a curated record.
AGAUAUGGUAACACUAACCAGUGCCAUGCCCUCGGCUCAGCGAACAACUGUUUAUGUAAACUACGACAAUAUGUAAUAUAAACUUUACUUUUAUCAAACGUCGUCAAAAGUAAUAAUAAAUAUCAAUUUAGAGUUGCAUUAUUCGUGUUGAACGCUAAAUAUUUCGUAAUUGAACACGGAAUUUAUUCAUAAUUUGUAGCUCGAAGAAUUGUGCAGCUGUGUUGUGUUAUGUGCUAGUGAAAAAAAAAAACAACAUAAAAAUAGUAAUUCAGUCGAACAUCAUGUUCAUUUUGUGCGUUUUAAUAAAUUUUGAGUACAGAAUCUAACAAAAUCACAGUUUGUUUGUAAGCGUGGAUCUUAAUAAGCGUGUAAUUAUCGUUGAGAGAUUUCGAAAAUAUUUAAAAUGCGCUCAAAAGUGUCGAAAUAAUGAUAUCGCAGCCAAAAAACAGAGUACAAGCCAUAAAGAGUAAAUUCGAGAACUUAGGAAACGAGAACAAACCGCUCUUGAUAAAACACACAACCACACAGUUGUGUAAACAGAAAAAUAGCGGAGUGAACAUUGAAGAAAAACACGAUCAAGCUAUUGUAAACCAUGAGAAGAACGUAGGAUUUGACUCAUCAAUCGGCGACCACGAACCUAGGCCAAAUACCAGCUAUUUAUAUAGCAGAGCUGAUCUGAAGGCCAUUAACAGUGACAAUAAAACCUGUUUAUCACGUCAAACCAGUGACCCAGGAAAAAAGUUGCACAGGAGUCAUGCUUUUAGAUGUGAUAGAAAUCAAAUAGCACCUAAAAGGCACGGUAGCUGUAACGGUAGGUCGGAAACAGCAAACUUUACAAUGAUAUCAAAUCAGAAGUUGAGUAAAGAAAGACUUAAAAUAUUAGGUAAUUUUUUAGAGGAACAAAUGAAGAAGGAGAAUUUCACGCCACAAGGUUGCACUGAGGAUGUGGCGAACACGAAUUCAGUGCCGGAUAGCCAAGUGCCACAGUCCAUUUUAGACCAAUAUGCUAAAGUCAACAAAGUGAAGAAAAAAGAUGAAAAACAAGAUUCCACAACUGAUAGUGGAGUGAGCUCUGAGACUGAGAAUCUGGAUGAUGAGAAGGGACGUAUAAAGAAACUAAUGACACAAUUUGAGAAAAAAUCUGAAGUAACACCAAAUUUAGAAUCUAUGGAUCAAUUGUCAGCUUCCAGUGAGACCAUGAAGCUGGAGCGCAAGAAUCCGCAUCUAAAACUAACGGACACAUUAAAGAAGGCAUUAAAACAACCAUUACCAGCUGGUCCUCCACCGAAAAAACCACCAAGAGUCUUUGCUACCAUAACUGAAAACGUGGAAACACCUAAGAAAGACCCAAAAAAGAUGCUCGAAAAACUGGAACAGGUAUAUGAGCAACGAAAAGCUGAUCAGAGCAAAAAUAUCAAAACAGCAAGUCCAAAAAAACCCAGAGAAGUACACUAUCUGUGCACCGAAAUCCUAGACAUAGCACAGAGGACUCUACCACCGAUUCAUCCAUCAGAUCCUCUGUCCAGAUGCUUCAAGUCCUUAAAUUGUUCAUUCACAAACUCAACAUCAAGUCUUCCAUACACCCGCUUAAGCACACACAACGAAUUUGACCCUUGCAAUUGUAAUUCUAACAACGAAUUAUCAACGUUCCUGACUGAGAAAUGUUCGAAAUGUCAAUCAAAUGACAACACUGACAGCUUUAAAUGUCAUCUGAAAUGUGAAUGCUCAGAUAAAAAGUCUGAAUUCUUCGUUGAUAAGGAGCAUGUGUAUAACGAACCAUACAAUGGGGAUACAAGAACGGAAUGCGAGAGAAGGAGUCAUUACGGGACUCUUAAUACUUUGAAGACCUCUAGCCGAAGCUUGGAAGAGCUACGACCGAUUAAGAAGGAAGAGGACGAGGUUAUUUACGACGUACCAGCCGAGGAAACCCGCCCGGAUUCGCCGGCGAGCACGAAAAGCGACUUCCUCAAGCUCCGGGAGAAUUUCGAGAAUCCUAGUCAGCCAAUGAGGGAGACGGAUGCGCUCAAACCGAUCUUGAAGCUGUCAAGGUCGACAGAGAACAUAGAGGAUAGCUUGAAGAAGAACAUGACCAGGAAGUUUUGGACGGAGACGAAAAGAACCAGGAAUCGAUGCGAGGUUCUGACGAGGGAGAGUCCGCCAAAGAGCUACAACCAGUUGCACGUGGACAAGGAGAAUCUGAAUCGUCUCAUGAACGAAAUAUACGAGACGGUGACAGCGGCCUGCAACAUGGACGAGAAUAGACCCGGGUGCUUCCCAACCGAGAACUCCGACGGCAGUACCAGCGAAGAAUCUGUCAAAAUAACCAGGAACCUAACAGAGAAACGCAAGAACUACGUCCGCAGGGUCUCCAGUCGGGUAGCGUAUCUCGAUAAGAAGCCGAUAACCCAGAAAUACCGUCACCAAACGUCGGUCUGCUCCUACAAGCCGGACGCACCCGAGAACCAGUACUCGACGUUUAGAUCCUGGAAGAGCUUCAGGGCGUCGCAGACGAACCUACCGAAACUAAGAAUGGAUUCGUUGGAUUCGAAAUGCAAUCUCACCGACUCCUGCGGGAAUCUGUUGACUGGAGACCUCGACGGGUUGAGUAUCGAUGAAAAGGCCGGGUGCUUAGAUAUUGAGCUGCCUUUCGAGCCAAGGGAGAAGGGACUGUUUAAUGUGUGCCUUCUGGUCGGCAUGAACUACAUGACCGGCCAGGCGUACGUGAAGAGCGUCUUCCCGAAGCAGGUGCAAGUGCCGCCGCACAUCGAGAACCUGAUAUUCCCCGAAACGUUGAGCACUGAUUCGAAGAGCGAGUGGUCGGCCAACGCGACAGACACUCAGUGCUACUCAUUGGUGCUCACCGACGAGAGAGGCGAGAGAUCUUACGGAUACUGCCGAAGAGUUCUCCCCGAAGGUGGAACCAGCUGCCUCCCCCUGUGCUAUUGCCUGAUCGGGAAAUACAGAGCACCUGGGUUUUAUUAUAAGGUCCUCAAAGAAAUCGAAUCUCACCACGGCAGCUGCGAGACGAACAUCAACUUCGUGCUGCAGAAGCUGUUCGAGAUGGACUUCCCGGAGCCCGGCCAGGGCGUCCCGGUGCCGCACAGGCCCAGGACCGUGCCGGACUACAGACAGUGCAAAAGUGAACUCACAUGUGAAAGUGCUAACGGUGCAAGUGUAAACAGUGCAAGUGACAGUGCAAAGUGCAACGACUAUGAUGUGCCGGAGUACUCUGACCUGCAGAACAACAACGGACCGAAGGAAGUCCUGCUGGACCUCUGCAGUCCGGGCUCUAAGGUUAUCAAGCGGCCGAUAGUACCUCGGGUGGACGAGGAUUGCCUCUCUAAGAUGCUGGACCUGCUCGGCUCCGGGCUGGCGAUCAAGGUGUUCGGCUCCCUGCUCCUGGAACGAAAGGUCAUCAUAGUCGGGGAUAAACUAAGCGACAUCUCGAGCUGCCUGGAGGCCCUGCAGCUGUCUCUGUACCCGAUGGUUUGGCAGCAGCCCCUGAUAUCGACGGUCCCGGGGGAGAUCCAGCACGAGGCCAUGGACGCCCCGCUGCCGAUGCUGGCCGGGAUGCUGAAAACCCAGGACUUGGACACCAGCGGCGUUGGUUUCGAAGAGGGUAUGCUGAUAGACCUGACGCAUCCGUCCAAAUUGAGGUUCUACCAGGGCGACGAGUCCACGAUCCUGCCUACGUCGAGCUACAAGACCCUGAAGACCUCCUUACAGAUGGAGUCCACCAAAAACAAGGACAAGCAGGAAGACACGAAAACCCGCAACGUGAUGAUCUCGGAGGCGUUCAUGAGGUUCUUCGUGGAGAUUCUGGACGGGUACUGGAGGCACCUCCGGGUCGGCGUCGUCGGCGAGGCGGACCUGGGCAAUGACGGAGUCUUGUUCGACAAAGAGUCGUUCAUCAAAAGCGCCACCACGAAGCAGAACCACUACUUCCUGGAGUGGUUCACGGAGACGGCGAUGUUCAAUCACUUCAUCCGGAACAUGUGUACCCGACACGCCGCCGCCGCCGGAGCCCUACAGGACACCCCGCUGCCGGACUACUACGACCAGUUCCUCGACAGGGUCACCAGCCGGAGCCGGUUCGCGACACAAAAGAUCGAGGGGAAGAACUAUCGGGGAGCCGUCAAUAGGAAGGUCAGGCUGCUGAAGAACAAGCUCAAGGACUUGAUAGGAUGAUGCCGCGUCAGCUGUGACGUCAUACGUGGGUACAGACAAGCCGCGACACAUAUUCAAUACUAGAAGCGCUAAACAAAACUCUAUCAGUGGUUUUAGAUGCUUCUAUUGAAUACACAUCGGCUGAUGCUGUGUCAGUGGUGACGUCAUACGUGUGUAUAGACAAGCCUGUCACAUAUUCAAUACUAGAAGCGCUAAACAAAACUCUAUCGGCCCUUUUAGAUUCUUCUAUUGAAGACACAUCGGCUAAUGCUACACGUCAGCUGUGACGUCAUACGUGUGUGCAGACAAGCCGCGUCACACAUUCAACACUAGAAGCGCUAAACAAAUCUUUAUCAGCCAUUUUAGAUGCUUCCAAUCAAUACACUCAUGCUCAGUUGUGUAUCGAAUAAUAAAAUUAUCUUUUAAUUAAUGUCUAAUUUAAAUGAACAGAAUUUGUUUUUUUUUUUGUAUACCGACAUUUUUAAAUUAGUGAAAUAAAAAUUCGGAUAUUGUCUCCUUUGUAUAUAUUUUUUUAUUUGAAUUUUCAACUUUGAUUUAAUCUCUUUAAACAACGUUGAUGAUCGAUUUUGUAAUAAUAAGCGUCUGUAGUUCUUCGCUUACGAGGAAUAAGUAUUUGUAAUGUUUUAAAAUUGAGAGAGUUGUCUUUGCGAAAUGUGUCUCUCAAACGAUUUUUAUAUUAGUUGAAAACAAAAAAAGUGUUUAACCCUUUGCCGACUGUGUAGGUCACUGGUACCCUACGCGGCGAACUGAAGUAAUUAUGUCGAAUUCUGUUAAGCCGGAAUAUCUAGUAAACUCCGGGAAAGACGAAUCCGAACGUAACUGAGAAUGAAUCUAAGAAAUCCAAAAGACAUACAUUAACAAACAAAAGAAGGCAAAGUUAGGUAAACCAGGCGGUUAGUAAGCCAUAAAAGCAAUAAAAGCAAUAAAAAAAGCAAUUAAAGCAAUAAAAAAAAAAGUAACAGAUAUCGACAUAAUUACUCCAGUGCGCCGCGUAGGGCACGGGUGACCUACAAGGCAGUCAAAGGGUUAAGAAUUUAUUUCGUCAAUUAUGUAAUAAAUAUUUAAGAUGUCCUUAGGAUGUGGACAUCUAAGAUAUUUUAAGAAGGAAGUAUGCUCCGCGAACGCGAUCGAAUAGCGUGGCAUCCGGAAUUUCAUAUCUCGUAGCUUUAAAUAAGUUAUAUUUUAAAUUGUUUAUUUAUAAAUUGAAUCAUCACAAAAUUCGCCCGAUGUACGUACAAUUACCAAACCAAAUAUUAAAUUACUCGCAUGUCAUCCACACAUUCAGAAUGAUCAUAAAAACAAUAUUUAGGUGCAUUCAAAAUGGCUGCCUUUCUAUUUUGUUUCCCGCCGAAAAUAAUGAAACAUAGAAUUUGACGUAAAGACUUUUUUUUUGCACUGCAACUUGGAUGUCUUUUGUUAAAUUGAAGUUUGGUUAUUUCGUUUUAUCGUGAAUAUUGGAUAGAAAUCUAUAAAGAAAUAUUAAAAAAAUGUUUAAUUGUGAAUUUUGGUUUAACGCCAUUUUGUUUUAAUUUUAUUUUAAAGUUAAAUCCUGCGACAAACCAGUGCCGUUCAUUUAAGUGCCUUUAAAACUUUUAUUUUUAAGUUAUUCCAGUUUUAUAAUGUAACGAAUAAAUGUAUUAUUGAUAAUUUUGUAAAA